Messenger RNA from Botrytis byssoidea, 3336 nucleotides. RefSeq lists its product as uncharacterized. The record is from RefSeq and is a predicted model, not a curated record. Gene Ontology annotation, molecular function: protein binding. The transcript is spliced from 4 exons. NCBI's taxonomy places the organism in Eukaryota, Fungi, Ascomycota, Leotiomycetes, Helotiales, Sclerotiniaceae. The coding region runs from base 1 to 3336 and encodes 1111 amino acids.
AUGGCUAGCUCAUGUUCAACUCCUACGAUACCUCAGCGCACAGUGGCCGAGAAACGAUGGCACCAAGCUUGGGAAUCGUUGAAGAAGGAAGAUAAAGACGAAAUCAAACUAGACCCCACUCGAACGGAUUAUUUGGAUAUUCUUCAAGAUAUUCACAAUCUCGCUAUCGAGAAGAAAGAAGUAUGCAUACAAAAUGCAUGGAAAUACAAAAAGAACAAUGGCACAACGAUAAUUGUCAGAGAUCUCUUCGAAAAAAUACUUGUUUGGGUGAAUAAAGUGAAGGAUGUCGGAGAUGUAAUCGUCAGUUACGAUCCUGGACAUGCCGCUCUCCCUUGGGCAGCAGUGCGAUUGCUUCUUACGAUUGCAGUUGAAGAUAGCCAGUCGCUUGGGAUUUUGAUCGAGGGGUUGGAACAAAUCUCAAAGUUGAUCGCCCAGUGCAAGGUGCUCGAAGAUCUAUACUCACAAUCUGCUGGUGAUAACACCGGAUUUGAUGGAGCCUUGCUGGAGCUUUAUGUGGCGAUUUUGACAUUUGAAUCACAUGCAAUUCAAAUGUAUCGAAAAAGCACGGCAAGCCGUUUAAUCUCGGCAAUCAAAUUGCCAUCGAAUAAAUUACAAGAUGGCCUUAAAAUGGUGUGGGUCAAACAUCAACGAGUUACAGAUUGUACCAGAUUGAUUGACGCUCAAUACAUUCGUCAAUUCGAGGAUAUUCUUCAACAAUUUGAACAUCCAAUUGUAAGAAGCGCAGCAAUUUUGCAAAAUUACGAAGAUUCUCUAGACCUCCAAGAGCGCGAGACUUUACUGAGAUGGCUCUCAACAAUACCAUACCGAAAACAUCACAAAUUAAAGCGGAGCGAGCGCCUUGAAGGCUCCUGCGAAUGGCUACUAAAUUCGGCAGACUACAUCCAGUGGAAGGAUUCAAGUGCAUCGUCUAUACUGUGGCUUAAUGGAAUAGCAGGUUGCGGGAAGAGCGUCUUGACAUCCGCGGUGAUCGAAAGUCUUUGCCAGGAGUCUUCCAGCAUGGGGACUGCGGCUCUGGUUGCAUAUUUCUAUUGUUCUCGUAACACUGCAGAGCCCGAGAGGGCCAACCCCGAAGAAGUUCUGCGUAGUAUUUUAGAGCAGGUAUCAUCAAACACCGCUGAACUUCCAAUCCGAAAGCCUGUUGUUGAAGUCUACAAGAAUUUGAAAAAAGAGAACCGAGGACUCUCUCCUCAGGAGCGCUUGAGCUUAGAUGAGACUACCGAAGUGCUUCUUAAAAUUCUUCAAGUGGAUCCCUUCUAUGUGGUGAUCGACGCACUGGAUGAAUGCGACCCUAGUGAGAGAUACAGCCUUAUUGAAUCUUUGAAAACUAUCAUUGAUAAAUCUGCCAGCGUUGUCAAGAUUUUCAUUUCGAGCAGGAGAGACAAUGACAUACUCAGUCAAUUUGAAGAGUCACCAUGUAUCUCAAUUCAACCUAGUCACAUCUCUAAAGACAUUGAGAAUUAUGUCAAGAAGGAAGUUUUCGAGGCAAUGGAAAAGAAAAGGAUAGUCAAAGGAAAACUUCUGCCAAAAGAAAAGAAGAAAAUAGAGCAGCAAAUAACUCAAACUCUCAUUGAUGAAUCUCAAGGAAUGUUUCGAUGGGUAACCUUGCAGAUGCAGCAAUUGUGUAAGCAGGUUAGAGUGAAAGGAGACAUCGAUAGCGUUCUCAGAAAGCUCCCGAAAUCGCUAGAAGAAUCUUAUCAUCUUGUUUAUCAAGAUAUUAUGAGCAUGGAAGAGCCAAGUCAGAAAGUUGCCAUCAGGACAUUACAGGUAUUAUUGAGCACGAGGCGAAAACUCAUUCUGGAUGAGAUGCUCGCCGCAGUCACUGUUGAAAUUGAUACAAACGAAGUCCUGAUCUCCACAGUUGAUGAGUUGCUAGAUGUUUGCUGCAACCUGAUAAUAUUUGAUAAAGGAGAACAGAUUCUACGCUUUGCACAUCUUUCGGUUCGAGAAUUUUUGGAAAAAUGCGCUCCAAGAGAUCAUUUCAGCAUCCAAUCCAGAGAAUUGUUCUUGAUGAAUCGAUGCCUUUACAUUUUCUUGUAUGAAUCUCAUCACGUCGUCAUUUCCAGAGAGCAAGCAGAAGAGAUCACUCGACAAAACAGAAGAUUUGAGAUGUAUGCAGCGGAAUACUGGCCGGAGCAUUGUAAAUUGGCGCAGCCCGAUGUGGUAACUAGCGAGUUUUUGAAAAAGUUUAUCGGUAAUGAUCUAGAUACGGGUCAUAGUGCAUCAUACAAAAUGUGGCUUGAAAGGUCGAAUUCAUUACAGAACAUGCCCCAGAUUUUCUGUCAUAUCCACGGAUACCACUUUGACCGGGGUGCCCCUCUAUUAAUCUCUGAUAUAUCUUGUAUGUACGGAUUGAUGGCAAUUAUCAUGACUUUGUUGCAAUACAAACAUAUUAAUUGGAAUGCACCCAUGGCAAAUCAGUAUGGGCGAGUAUAUUAUCCAUUGGUAUUUGCAGCUAAGGGUGGACAUGUCAUGAUUGUCAAACAAAUUCUCAGUAGAUACAGUGGCUACUAUGCAAAAGGCAGUCCUGGGCACGAUAUUUUUUUCAUGAGUCUUAUCGAAGCUAUUAAGACCCCACAAAUUGAAGUCGCAAAGAUUCUACUUGACUAUGGCAUAGUAAAGAGCAUUAUCCCUUCUGUUGAGAGUGUUAAAGAUCUUGAAACCUUGAAAGACGAUCACGAAAUCGUACAAAGACAAAAUGCUCAAGGCAAUUCACCUUUAGAACUUGCUGUAUUACAUUGCAAUACCCCCAUCAUAGAUGCUCUUUGUUCAUUCGGGGCAGAUGUUCUGGCCAAAGAUUCUUCAGGAGCUACACUUAUACACUGUCUAGCUAAGGGGUUUCCUGAGCAUAUGAGAAACUACUAUCCCUGUGUCAAAGAAUACGAAAAUACUAUUGAAUGUUUGAUACGGAACGGCGUAGAUAUAGCGGCGAUUGAUAAUUCUCAACGCACAGCCCUGCAUGUUGCUGCAUGUCAUGUCAAUGAUCUUGAUCAUCUGGUGCCAGUAAUUGUCAAUGCCGGUACGCCUAUUAAUGCACAGAACAACGAAGGGGAUACUGCGUUGAAUAUUUUAGUUACUCGUUCGUGGUUGACAGCUAAAGUGGAGUGUGCGUUUCUUCUUUUAUCACUAGGUGCAGAUUGUUCCAUUCCAAAUAAUGAUGGGCUUACCGCAUUAGAUAAGGCUCAAAGGGUGCUCAAGGAAUUGUAUCCAAAACAUUACCAACGGCGGGCUUACAGAUACGUCGUCGAAAAAUUGACUACAGCAUCACAAGGUAAAAUUGUGGAAGAUAUUUGGAGAUUAUUUGUCGAUGAUUCUUAG